Molecule: messenger RNA, 902 nt
Organism: Panicum virgatum (switchgrass)
Lineage: Eukaryota; Viridiplantae; Streptophyta; Magnoliopsida; Poales; Poaceae
Exons: 1
Coding region: 260-571 (103 amino acids)
Source: RefSeq, a predicted model, not a curated record
AUGCCUCCUCUCCUCCUCCCCUAGCUAGCUUGGCUACUCCCCCAGUCCUACCAUACUCAAUCGCCGCCUCGCCCGUUCUUAACCUGCGUCGUGCCCACCUGUAACCAACCGCAAAGCUAGCUCCUUAAGAAAGCAAGGCUACUAAUCGCGCGCGCUAGCUCCCUGCUAGUCCGACCCUGCUGCGAGCAGCUAGCGCUGACCGUGUGAUCGGCCAGCGCCCGGCGGCCGGCCGGCCUGCAGCGUGCGCCGUGCGGUGCGGAUGGAGGCGCCGCCGCCGCCGCCGUCGUCGCGGAGCGCGCUGCGGCACAGGCUGCGCGCCACGGUGUGCUGCUGCUUCGGCAGCGGCGGCGGUGGCCUCGGCGAGCGGAUGCGGUGGCGCCGGCGCGCGGGCGUCGGGGAGUUCCGCUACGACCCGCUCAGCUACGCGCUCAACUUCGACGAGGGCGACCUCCUCGACGCCGACGCCGACGACGACCUGUACGAAGCCCACGCCGGGCGCGGCGACGGCACGCUCUACCAGAGCUUCUCGUCGCGCCUGCCCACGCCAGCGGCGGCCAUCGAGGUCGCGUAGCCGGCCGGCGCCUGGCUGCUGGUAUGGAAUCGAUCGAUCGGGAGUCUGAGAGGUCAUGCUGCUGGAUACAUACGUUUUGUUCGCUACUGCUGCUGUUGAUCAGUGUGCAGAUGUUCGCGUCCGUCCAUCAGAUUUUGCUGUAUUUGUACAUGCAUGCGUUGCAGAAUUGCGAGUACUGGAUACUAGUACUAGGUCGAUCAAGAAUAUAUAGGAAUUCUUGGUGUUAUGUUACUGUGUAAAAAUUUAGCUCCACAUGUGCUGGACUAUAAAUUCAUGCGUACUCCUACUAUCGGUUUUGGAAGAAUUUGUCAGGAAAAUUCCCCUUUUCAAA